Molecule: messenger RNA, 279 nt
Organism: Rotaria sp. Silwood1
Lineage: Eukaryota; Metazoa; Rotifera; Eurotatoria; Philodinida; Philodinidae
Source: the annotation of a GenBank genome assembly
AUGACGCGAAAUGAUAUAGCCAUUUGUCUAUAUGGAGAUCGACUUGUACCGAUUCGAAUGUUAAAUUUAAAGGAUAAAAAUAUGACAGGUAAUAUGCUUCGUUUCAUUGCUAUUAAUCUAUUACGAGCACGUGAUAUGAAUGUCACACUUAUACAUGUAAUAUCAAAAUAUGGAAAUCUUCAUUCAAGCUAUCCAACAUUUGUUCAAUGUUGUCAAAUAAAAUUUGUUCGUAUUGAUGGAUGGUCUGUAACAGAGUUAUGUCCUUAUUUGUUAUCAUAA